Molecule: messenger RNA, 2457 nt
Organism: Symbiodinium sp. CCMP2592
Lineage: Eukaryota; Dinophyceae; Suessiales; Symbiodiniaceae
Source: the annotation of a GenBank genome assembly
AUGCAACGCAAACACACAAAGAAGAAACGCACGCACACACACGUACACACACACGCACACACAAAAACAAACCUGACAAACGAAGACGAACCAAGAACACAAAACGACAACAAGCCCCCAGGCCAUUCGCCACUCGCCGAGUUCUUGGACCGUCAAGUGGGUGCCUUGAGCGUCCGGUCCGUUUUUGCACCAUCUCUGCUCGAGAAAGACAGAGAUUUGCAGAAGCUGCAUGACCCUUCCGCUGUCACCUUCCACGAGGGAGACAUGUACAUAACCGACCGCGGCAAACAUCGCAUCCUCAAAGUUCGUCCUGGCAAGUGGCGAGGUGAAGUCUUCUUCGGAGGCAAUGAGACGGGGUCUGCUUUGCACCAACUUGCCUGGCCCGAAAACAUCGCCUUCUUUCAGGGCCAAGCCUACAUCGCUGACUGCGGGAAUGAUCGCGUUCUAGAGGUGAAGCCCGGCGAGAAGAAGGGGAAGGUCGUGUUCGGCAGUCUGAAAGGUCCUUCUGAUGUUACCUUCUUCGAAGGCAAUGCCUACAUCGUCGAAAAGCCAGAGCAUCGCAUCGUGAAGGUGAAGCUUGGGGCAUCGCACGGCGAGAUCUUCUUUGGGGGCAAUCAGUCAGCCUGGUCGUCCUUGACCAGUCUACUCUACCCACAGCGGAUCAGCUUCUAUGGUGGCAAGGCGUACAUCGUCGACACGAUGAACGCUCGAAUUCUCAAAGUUACACCUGGAGAGAAGAAGGCUGAGCUCUUCUUUGGACAGAAAUGGUCUGGAGACACGCUUGCUCAACUGAAUACACCUGCGAGCAUUACCUUCUUCCAGGGCAGUGCUUAUAUCACCGACGCCAUGAACAGCCGUAUUUUGAAGUUGGCUCCGUACAUGGGUGAAGCGGAGGUCUUUUUUCAAGGUACCGGGUACCUGUCAGACGUCGCAUUCUUCGGCGGCGGUGCUUAUGUCGCCAACUCAGGAAUGGGCAAUCGCAUCCUGAAAGUUAAUCCGACGGGGACGGAGAUCUUCUUCGGAGAUCGCGCUCUUCUGCUUCACUCCAGCUGGCUGAGAAGUCUCAAGAUGCACGAGGGCCACGCCUACAUCGUGGAUGAAGGUGCUGGUCGGAUUCUAAAGCUGAAACCUGGCGUGCCUGGCGGGGAGAUUGUCUUCCCACCCCUUGGAACGAAGGCGUGUCUGCACGACGUCACCUUCCACAAGGGCAGCAUGUACAUCGUUGACCCCGGGUGCUCUGUAAAGAGUGGCGGGCGCAUCUUGAAGAUGGAGCCUGGGAAGGGGGAGGCGGCACUCUUCUUUGGUGAAGAGAAGAAGGGGUCGUCCCUGCACCAGCUGCAUCGUCCCAGCGGUAUCACCUUCUUCGACGGUGCGGCGUAUAUCGUGGAUAGCGGCAACCAUCGCGUCCUGCAGGUUACUCCGGGGAGCUCUCAAGGAAGAGGGGUGGGCUCUUCCCUUCGUCAGCUGAACCGGCCUCGGUCGAUAGCCUUCCUUGAGAGCAAUGCCUACAUCUUCGAUGAAGGCAACCGGCGCGUGCUAGUGGUCAGACCACUCGGGCUCCAAGCUGUGGAGAUCCUGGGAGGAGGCUCCACUUCCUUCUCGCCGCAAGUGGGUCAUCUGGUGGAUCUGGCCUUCUUCCGACAGAGCGCUUUCAUUCUGGACAGCGGCAGUGCUGUUUCCAAGUUUUGCUUGCAGAGAAGCGGAGCAGUUUCGACGUCGCUUCAGUCUGGGCGAAACAUUGCAACGGUGUGGGCAUGCCCGGCAAAAGGUGCAGAGUGGGUGGCCCAUAUGGACAAGGUCAUUCUGCAGGUGCAGACAGCUGAGUUGGGGCCUCCGAUAUCACCACCCAUGCCAGCAGUGGAAGUUGCCCUCUUAUUGCUCUCGGUGGCUUUGCCAAGCUUCUUGGCUCACGCCUCCAACGAGCGCAUCUUUCACAUCAUCUGCUUAGUCUACCUCGCUGCCCUGGCCUGGCUGUCUGUCCGCCAGCGAUUUCUAGAGCUGCCGUUUGACCUGACUUCGUUCCUGGUGAUGAAGGCCUGCGGUUACGAGUAUUCCUGGCUCCCACUCACGUUCCUCCUGGCCGCGCUGAUCAUGCAGAACGCCGGAGGCUUGCUCUACGCAUCCUUCGUAGUUCACAAGGCUUGCAAUUGCAGAUAUGUGCUCAUUUGGACCAUCAUGAUGCCGCCUUGGCGGCUGGUCGAUCUGGAUCUGGAGGCCGUGGGCAAGUUCAGUACAGUAGUACGGGUGCUUGUCCAAGAUUUUCCGCAGAUGGCUGUGAAGCUGCACUUCAUUUUCACUUUCUACAAGAACUGGUUCGUGAUGUCAGACUGUGCUAUCAGCCUCUGCGUUGCUGCAAUAGACAUCCUGGCUUUGGCGAGAGCUCGUUACAGUCCCACUUAUCAUCAGCUGCCUUCGCCACGGGAGACAGCCAGGGCAAUGAUGAGAGGAGACACGUGA